Phytophthora sojae is the source of this 963-nucleotide messenger RNA. RefSeq lists its product as hypothetical. The coding region runs from base 1 to 963 and encodes 320 amino acids. The transcript is spliced from 2 exons. The record is from RefSeq and is a predicted model, not a curated record. NCBI's taxonomy places the organism in Eukaryota, Oomycota, Peronosporomycetes, Peronosporales, Peronosporaceae.
AUGACGAUAUUCCAUGACACGUUGAAGCACGCGGCGCUGCUGGCCAGCCAAGCGGAGAUCGAGUCGACGCAGUACCCCGUUCGCGCGUCGCCCUACAAUCUGUGGCUGGACAGCUACACGCUCUCGACGCCUCUCACCAAGAUGACGGUCAAGCUGCUCGCUCCUGUGAUCAAGAGCGUGCUCACGUCGCACACCAAGCCGCUGCUGCCUGCACGCGCGGACCAGGCGGAUCUGGUCUACCCCUUCAAGAACAACCCGAGCUACGCGCUGUUCGAGUCGGGCUCCCCCGAGACUGUGAAGAAGGUGCUGGCACGCUGCAAGCAGGAAGGAGUCACGUACUCCGGAGCGGUCACUGCUGCGGUGAUCUUGGCCUACUACCACGCCUCCCAGCCGCACCAUCCCGUGGCGCUCACCGACAGCUUCAAGGUCACUCUCACUAUGAGCACGAACCUGCGCACGCGGUUGCCGACUCCCGUGCCCGAGGACGUUGUCGGCAGCUUCGCGUCUCUAGUGCCUUUAGACAGCGCGAAAAGCCCCGGCACCAACGGACUCAAAUCUCCAGUGGCGGCCUUAACGGACAUCUUCAUGGACCAGAACUUCAACUCGGCGUCCGUGCCCACAGCGUUCUCCAAGCACGUGGUGAAGAGCUCGUGCACUGGAGACGUCAACAUCUCCAACAUCGGCCGCUACCCGUACCCGAUGACGCACUCGCUGGGUGACGCCGGCGAACUCUCCGUCGAGUCGCUGUUCCUGUACGAAUCUGUCCCCUUCUUCUCCAUGGGUACGCUCAUGUACGUCUCCACGGUCAAGAGCUUCAACUACGCCAUGCUGCACAAGCACGAGGACAGCGACGCCGAGAGAUUGUUCAAGGCGUAUGUCGCCUUCGCUGAGCAUAUCGGGGAAGUAGACGCCGAGGCCACGAUGGCCGAUGUGCUGACCCAAGUGAAGCCAAUUCUGCAGUAG